CCCUUGUCCAAAUCCUCCGGAGUAGCUGCUUCCUCUUCUCUCCUCUCCUCUCUGCUUCUAAAUUUCGGCUUCUGGUCAUGAAUUCAAACCAGAAGUAGUAUCGAUAACAGAAGUAGUAGCAGAGCUGCUUUCUUUAUGGAAAAUGAAGGGGAAUUAAUGGAGAAGAUGGAAGAAGAAGAGCAAGGAAGUUGGGUCUCAGUACAAGAAACCCUUCGUCCCUAUCACCUCUCCUCGCCGCACAUACGCUAAACUUAACAGGACCAGUGGUUAUCACUAAUCACUUCACGAAUAACUGCAAUUAGUCCCACAUCGUCGGACAGCACAACCAUCAGUCCAACAUUCUCACAACUCAAGACAUGAAGCGCCCGGCAGCCUCUGACUCCAUCAUCACCCCCUUCUUCUCUUCCGAGGAAAGAGGAGAGAUGGUGCUGGAAGAAGAAGAUGAUGAUGAUGAGAUUUGCUGCGCUGCCGAAGGGGGCGGCGUCGGCGGGGGAUUGAAGAAAAGAAGACUGGGAACUGAGCAAGUGCGAGCUUUGGAACGAUGCUUCGAGGUAGAAAACAAGCUAGACCCCGAGCGAAAGGCGCGGUUAGCUCAAGAGCUCGGUCUCCAGCCCCGGCAAGUUGCCGUCUGGUUCCAGAACCGCCGCGCCCGGUGGAAAACAAAGCAGCUCGAGCGCGACUUCGCCACCCUCAAGUCCCGCUACGACACCCUCCGCAUCGACUUUGAUGCCCUUCGUCGCGACAACCACUCCCUCCUCGCCGAACUAGCCGAUCUCAAGUCCAAGCUAGGCCCAGUCACAGCCGUCGAUAACGAAUUAGUCGUCGCGGCUGCGAAGCUGGAAGAGGAGAAAAAGGAAGUGGUGAGACCCUUUCCGCCGCCGGUGAUGGCCGGCGACGGAUCCAGCGACAGCGACUCUAGCGUUGUGCUCACCGACGACAACAGAUUGGAAGGGGGACUUGUGUAUCAGGCUCAGCAAAUGUUCAAGAUUGAGGAACAUAGUUUCUUUGGCGGGGAGGAGCCCUGCAGCGCCUCCUUCUUCUCCGAUGAACAUGUUCCAACUCUUACUUGGUUCUGCACUGAUCUCACCGGCGGCUGGUAAUAAACGGUGGAUUUCUGAGGCUAGCUAUUGGGAAUUCUAAAAGGACAAAUUGUUGCGUGGGGCUGGGAGAUCGAUAAAGGCGGAGUUUUUCUUCAGUUUGCUUGAGAAAUUUUUUGUAAAAUGCAUAGUGUAUGUAAUUUUUGCUUCAUUGUCUUGCUUCCAGCGUGGUCUGUUGAAAAUUUUCGCUUUUGCAAUAUCAGAGAGAAGAAGUCCAAGAGAGGUAGA
This is a messenger RNA of Dendrobium catenatum, 1325 nucleotides long. RefSeq names its product homeobox-leucine zipper protein HOX20. Gene Ontology annotation, molecular function: sequence-specific DNA binding; DNA-binding transcription factor activity, RNA polymerase II-specific. Gene Ontology annotation, biological process: positive regulation of DNA-templated transcription. Lineage: Eukaryota; Viridiplantae; Streptophyta; Magnoliopsida; Asparagales; Orchidaceae. The record is from RefSeq and is a predicted model, not a curated record. Gene Ontology annotation, cellular component: nucleus. The transcript is spliced from 2 exons. The coding region runs from base 357 to 1100 and encodes 247 amino acids.